CCCGAUCAUCAGCGGGAAACCAAAAUGGCGAACGUGCUGGGGGAAAAUGAACCGUUUGUUAUUUUCUGAUGAAGACACAAGCCCCGCAAGUUUUCGCGAUGUACUUUUGAUAUAGAUUCAACUGCAGACGGAGCGGGAUAAUAGCGGUCAUUUCUCUUGAGUUAUUUUGUCGUACAAGUUUUUGUUUGAAGCGGAGGUGACCGAAUGAGAGACUCAGGGGUUGUGGACCACCUGUCUGUCCAUCUCAGAGCCCACCCCCAGCGGCAGCAGCAGGCUGUGUCCUUGUCCCCCACAAGCCUUUCUGCUAGAGGGGAGUAUGGAGAAGACGGCAUGUCUGGCAGGUUUACAGAGGGACAGGACGUCUUGGCCCGGUGGUCAGAUGGCUUGUUCUACUUGGGGACAAUCACAAAGAUAGAUCAGGACAAACAGCGAUGCUUUGUUGUCUUUGAGGAUCGUUCAAAGUCAUGGGUUCUUUGGAAGGAUAUUCAGACAGGGGAUGAAGAUGAUGAGGAUGAUGAGGACGAUGACAUUGUGUGCUCCAUUUGCCAAGAUGAAACUUCAGAGGAACCCAAUGAGAUUGUCAUUUGUGACAAGUGUGGACAUGGUUACCAUCAGGUGUGCCACUCCCCCAUCAUUGAUGCCUCUGUCAUUGACUCAGAUGACAAGUGGCUCUGCUCAGAGUGUGAGCUUACUUCUAUACCCAAGAGGGGGAGUGGUCACAGGAGGGGAGCGUCUGCUAAAGGUUUUCCGCAGCAGGAACAACAGCAGCAGCAAAUGGAGCUGCACCUGUCCUUCCCCUACGCCCUACAGGAACUGGUGUGGGACCAAGGCCACAAGACUAACAUCCAGAAGUGUUACUGCUACUGUGGAGGCCCAGGAGAUUGGUACCUGAAGAUGUUGCAGUGUAACAGGUGUCAGCAGUGGUUCCACGAGGCCUGUCUCCAUUGCUUACAGAUGCCCAUGCUCUACGGAGAUAGGUUUUAUCUGUUUAUUUGUUCUGUUUGCAAUGGUGGACCAGAGUACCUUAGCCGACUGCCUCUCAGAUGGGAGGAUGUCACACACUUGAGCCUGUACAACUUGAGUGUGAUCCACAAGAAGAAGUACUUUGACUCUGAGAUGGACCUGAUGGCUUACAUCAAUGACAACUGGGAGCUGCUGCAGCUUGGGGAGCUCGCAGACACUCCAAGAUCAGAGCGAUAUGAAAGUGUUCUGGAGGCAUUAAACAACAACAGCAGCAUGUUCAUGUCAGGGAAGGAGGUAAAGAAGAAGAAGCACCUAUUUGGCCUGAGGAUCCGUUUCCCUCCUGCUCCCCCCAACUCUGAUGAGGCGACCAGCAGAGUGAUGGAGAGGGCUUCACAUGAAAUCACCAUUAAGGGAUGCAAGUCCACCAAAGCACUGUCUGGCAUGAGGACUUGCAGUACUUUAACCAAUGGCACAGAGAAAAAGAAGAAAAAGAAGAAAAAGAGGAAGCAAGGAGCUCGUUCUCUGGAAACUCUGGCUAAACCACAACGCUCCAGUGAACUCUUGUCCCAGCAAAUGAGAAAGCCUCUACCACUUGAGCCCCAUGCAUUGGAUCACUUAACUUCUAUCAAGAGUGACAGGUCUCUGCUGUCUUCACAAACUUCAGAUGUGGAAUCCAUAGGAGCCCUGAGCACCUCAGAAACUACCUCAACUAGCAUUUCAAGACAGUCAAGCCUCUGUAGCUCCAGCAAGACGCGCACGACAGCGUGCAUCAUGCCUGUUUCCUCUCCACCCUUAAAGAGGAAACGUGGGCGGCCACGGCGGGCCCUGCAGCCCCCUAACCCGGAGAUCCCCCCUCCCAGCCAUGCAGACCCAAACCCCUCAGCGACAGAGAUGCUGAGCAGCCUUCCAGGGCUUCACUCAACAGACAUAGUUCAUGGCAUGGACCCCAACAGCCAGCUCUCCCACCUCAAGAGCUCCAUCAGCAGCUAUUUCGGAGCAGCAGGGCGGCUGGCUUGUGGGGAAAAGUACAAAGUCCUGGCCCGACGGGUCACCCUUGAUGGCAAGGUGCAGUAUCUGGUGGAGUGGGAAGGAGUCACUGCCUCCUAGGCUCGCCACUGUCAUCAUCAUUUCUAACUUUUAACCAGCACCUACAAGAGGUUUAUGGCUGUGGUGAGGACGCUUACACAGCCUGUAUUUGGAGCAUUAAUUGAUAUAUGCCUUUGUUUAGUUUAGACAGGAGCAAGUGUUGCCUGAUAAGCUUACUGUAAAGCCUACUGGUUCUGUGCAGUCCAUUGUGAUCAUAGCACAUUCAAACAUAUGAAUUUUCUUCAGGUGUUUAAGGAUUAUAGUUCAUUGAUAAAGACGAGGCAUAGUCGUUAUACCACACCAUAUUUAUGUUAUUUUGCUUUUAACUUUCAUCUUCUGCAUUGAAUGUUUACAGGAACCCCCAUUUAUUCAGGGGUAAAUAAUUGAUCAGUGCACUGCACCUGUAGGCUUUCAGAUAACCAUUAUUGUGCUUGUUUUUGAUCCAGUGAUAUGCUUUUCAUUUCCAGACUCAUUAAGAAUGAAACUGUACACAAUGAACAAAAUGUAGUUGUCCAGGCAUUUAAAUGGUGAAUCAUGGGGGAUAAGAGAAAGAGGGGAAGUUUUGUUCAAACCUAUUAUUUUGACAAACUGCAAUCAUGCAGUGAAGAAUUACAUACGUUUGAUUAACACUUAUUUUCUUAACGUAUUUGGUAAAUAAAAACAUGUCCCUUUCCAUCAGUGACCCCUCCUUCUCUAGUCCUAGCUGCAAGUACCUCUUGUUGCCUUGGGCAGAUGUAUCCUUCAGUUCUGUUUGGAGAGAGUGCUCACUUGUGAGCAGUUCAGGAGGAAAUCAAAACAAAAGAGAUGUGCUGCUGCAAAUGUUUAUUAUUUUAUAUAGAAUUAUACUACAUUUAUUAUUACCUUUUCUACUUGUACUUUCUUGAAUGCCUUUUUCUGUUCAAAAUGGCAGAUUUUUCUGAUUUCUGAUUAUUAUUUUUUUUUAAAUUAUGGAUUGCACAUAUCAAAUUCUAUCUGUUAGGCCAUCAUGUCAUUUGAACAGAUAAAUUGAGCUUUUUCAAACCCUACAAGGCAGCAUUUAGCAUGUAUGUCAUAACUCCCAACAGUUUGAAUUUAAGUGCGUCUUAAAAAUAACAUCCCUAAAUGAAUUAUAAUUUCAGUGUGUAAAUGUUCAGAAUCCCAUACACAAGAGGAUACCUAUUAAACUGUGUGCAUUCUGAACAAACUCAUUUUUUUUCAUAGUUAAGAUUUUGUUAAGAAUCUUCUGUCUUUGUCUAAAUAUAUAUCAUUUUAAAGCAUUUUGAUUUGAAAUUGAUGACUGUUAACUUUGAAGUCUUUAAGGACCUAUUUAGUUUUUACUUUCUCAUAGUUACUCAAAAAAAAAGAAAUAAAGUGCUGAGUAAGAUGAAUGUUGUAUACCCGGUUCCCAGUUCAGAAUUGUUUUGGGGUUUUUUUUUUGUGCUGCCUAUGCAAGUUAGUCCUGGAAAAAUGUAUUGUUUCAUACAGCUUGACCACGGGGAGCUUCAGCAUUACUAUUUCGACGAUUUGACUCAGGUGUUUCAAUUUUGUCAUGUGAUGGGUGCAACAAAAAAAUAAUUUAAAAAUGCACUUAGAUUUUUCUUUUACAUUCAAGUCACCUUGUAGUCUACACACUCAGGAUAUGCCCAGAAACUUCACUGUAUUGCAUAGGCCAGCAUUUGCAGCUUGACAGGAGGUUUUGAUAUAAGUUAUUUACUCAGUGUUCUUGGUCAGUAUUUUUAUAUUGGGUCCUCCAUUUGUUGCAUUUCUUCGGACCGUUAUGUAAUUAUGC
Molecule: messenger RNA, 3817 nt
Organism: Seriola dumerili (greater amberjack)
Lineage: Eukaryota; Metazoa; Chordata; Actinopteri; Carangiformes; Carangidae
Gene: mtf2
Product: metal response element binding transcription factor 2
Exons: 15
Coding region: 205-2070 (621 amino acids)
Biological process (GO): regulation of DNA-templated transcription; chromatin organization
Cellular component (GO): nucleus
Molecular function (GO): DNA binding; chromatin binding
Source: RefSeq, a predicted model, not a curated record